Scheffersomyces amazonensis is the source of this 444-nucleotide messenger RNA. Its product is annotated as mitochondrial 54S ribosomal protein mL53. Gene Ontology annotation, cellular component: mitochondrial large ribosomal subunit. Lineage: Eukaryota; Fungi; Ascomycota; Pichiomycetes; Serinales; Debaryomycetaceae. Gene Ontology annotation, molecular function: structural constituent of ribosome. The transcript has a single exon. The coding region runs from base 38 to 316 and encodes 92 amino acids. The record is from RefSeq and is a predicted model, not a curated record.
UCAACUACUAAACAUUCUACGCAGCCCAUCACCAGAUAUGAUAACAAAAUACUUCACAAACGUCUCUGUUAAGUUCGAUCCAUUUAGUAAAGGUGGAAGAUCAGCCAGAUUAUUUCUUGCCAGAGUUCCUCAUAGUGCUAAAUUGGAAACUAAAGUAUUGACUGCUAACUCCAAAGAUCAUCAAGAAAUACUGGUCACCUUUAAGGAUAAACAUAUAAUGAAAGCUGAUCCAUCUAAAAUGAAAAUUGAUGAUUUAAGAGAUUACUUUGAUUCUUAUUCAAGAAAAUUAGUCAUCAAGGAUGCUAUUUCUGAUUAAAUUCGAUAUUUUUCAUCCAUACUUACAUAUUACUAUAAUUCGUUCAACUUGUACAUAUACUUCCAUAGGUCAUGAUUUUAUUGCAUUUAAUAAUUUAAUAAAUUAAUUUUAUUUGGUUCUAUACAAAA